Lodderomyces theae is the source of this 1362-nucleotide messenger RNA. Lineage: Eukaryota; Fungi; Ascomycota; Pichiomycetes; Serinales; Debaryomycetaceae. The record is from the annotation of a RefSeq genome assembly.
AUGCUAUUUUCUAUAGUUAUUAUUUUACUUAUAUAUAUCGCUUUUAACCAUGCUAAUAUUUAUCAUAUAAAUAGAUUAGCAUCAUUAGGAUUACUAUAUGUCCUAUAUCUAGCUUAUAAUAGUUUAGAUUUAAGAUAUAGUUUAUAUACUGUAUAUAAUGAUUGAUUUAAACUUAAUGAUACUAAUAUUCCUUUAGUUUAUCUUCAAAUUCUUUUAGUUAUUUUCUUAUUAAUAUAUACUACAGUUAAACAACGUUAUGAUAUAUCAUCAAUAUGAAUAUAUUUAUUAAUAAUAAUUAAUUUAAUAGGGUUAAUUUUAUUCCCUAUGGUUAAUGAUUUAUUAUUAUUAUAUAUUAUAAUUGAAUUACAAAGUUACUCUUUAUAUAUUAUUACUGGUGUACAUCAUAAAUCUUAUAAUGCUACUAGAGGUAGUAUGUUAUAUUUUGUAACUGGUGGUAUAGCAUCUAUUGGUAUAUUAUUAUCCUCAUAUUUUGUAUAUAAUACUGUUGGUAGUUGUAAUAUUACUGAUAUUACUAAUUAUUAUGCUAUACAUAAUGCAAGUAGUUUAUUUGAUAGUUUAGAUAUUUUAGUAUUAGCUUUAAUAUUUAAAAUGGGAUUAGCUCCUUUACAUUCAUGAAGUAUAGCUGUAUAUAAUUAUGCACCUACUUAUAUAACUGGAUAUAUCUCAAUAGUUGCAAAAGUAUCAAUAUUAUCAUGAAUUUAUACUAAUUCUAAUUUAAUACAUUCUGAUUUAUUAAUAAUAGUAUUCUAUUUAUCUAUUAUAAUAGCUGCUUAUAAACCAUUAUUCCAAGUUAAUUUUAAAACUAUAUUAGCAUAUAGUGGUAUAUUAAAUUUUGGAUAUUUAUUAUUACCUGUAUGUAUACAAGAUCCAUCAUAUUAUAUAUAUAUUAUACAAUAUGUUAUUACACAUAUAUUAAUAUUCUUAUGUUUAUUAACUAGUAAUCAAUUUAUUACUAAACCUAAUAGUCAAUGAUCACCUAUUGUUAAUGUUAACCAAUUAGUAAUACCUAACAAAUUAUUAUCCCUUUGUUUAAUAUUAUGUUUCUUCUCAUUAAUUGGUAUUCCUCCACUACCUGGAUUUUAUGGUAAAUUCUAUAUCAUUCAAAGUUUAAUUAAAUAUAACUUUACUGUUGAAGCUAUAUCUAUUGUUAUUUUUAGUGUUAUAGCUACUUAUUAUUAUGCAUAUGUAAUAAAACAAUUAGCUACUAAUUUAAUGAUACCUUAUAAUUUACCUAUUAAUAAAUCAUUAGCAUUAAUUAUUAGUAUAUUAUUAGUAUUCUUUAUUACUUAUUUCGUUUAUAUAUUUAACUUAUUAGAUGUGAUUACUAUUAUAUUAUCAUAA